Fonsecaea erecta is the source of this 1797-nucleotide messenger RNA. RefSeq lists its product as hypothetical. The coding region runs from base 1 to 1797 and encodes 598 amino acids. The transcript has 10 exons. The record is from RefSeq and is a predicted model, not a curated record. Gene Ontology annotation, molecular function: monooxygenase activity; flavin adenine dinucleotide binding. Lineage: Eukaryota; Fungi; Ascomycota; Eurotiomycetes; Chaetothyriales; Herpotrichiellaceae.
AUGGCCAUCAAGUAUCCCAACGUCGUCACGAACGUCCUCCCCAAACUCCCUGGCUCGCUUCCCUCAGGAAAUGUCCCAAGAGACGUCAACCCUCUCGCGGUGGCGACAGCAUGUGUGAAGUUCCUGGACAGGCUCCGGGCCGAGCACUUGACGCCAGAUGCGCUGUGGCGCGACAUGCUCGCCCUCACAGGCAGUUUGAGAACCAUCUUCUCUGCGCAGGCAAUUGAGGCCGCUUGGGCAGACACGACCACAGCAUUGAAAGCAGGCAACUUUGCUCUGGUCGAAGACUCGGCGCGGGUGGUCCAGCUCGAUCCCGAGACGUCUUGGGUUGAGGCACGCUUCACCUUCGACACCCACGGCGAACCGGCAACGUCGUGCUCAGGCUUUAUAUCCCUGGUGCACGAUGCGGAGUCUGGCUGGAGGAUCUGGGUUCUGCGAACGAUCAUCGAGCAAUUGAGCGGGCAUGGAGACGUCGAUAAGGCGCCCACGCCUCAGAGCAGCCAUCAACCCUCACCACCAGAACACAACGACUACGACUUCGACUGCCUCAUUGUCGGCGGCGGCCAAUCCGGACUCUCUACGGCCGGUCGGCUGCAGGCUCUAGGCGUGAAAUACCUUGUCGUCGAAAAGCACCGGAGCGUGGGAGACAGCUGGAUGACCCGGUACGAUGCGGUGAAGCUACACAACACGAAGCACUAUCUCCACCUCCCGUUCGAACGGACCUUCGACGAGACAUACCCGUUAUACCUGACCAAGUUCGACCUCGCGAGAGGAUACCAGCAAUGGGCAUCCAAAUACGGCAUUAACAUCUGGCUCUCGACGAAGAUGCACUCCGGCUCAUGGGACGCCGCACAGAACAGGUGGAAAAUCAAGCUGCUGCGAAACGGCGGCGGCGAAGAGGUCGAGGUCACGGCGAGCCACAUUAUCUUCGCGGUGGGCGCGGGGGGUCAAGUGCCGUCCAUGCCGCGCUACCCAGGUAUAGAAAAUUACAAAGGCCAUGUGAUCCACUCGUCCGAGUAUACAUCGGCUGCAGCUUGGACAGGCAAAAGAGGGAUCGUCGUGGGGACGGCGAACACAGCCCAUGAUAUGGCCGAAGACAUGCUCGCUCACGGUCUGUCCGUGACGAUGAUCCAACGCAGUCGAACUUUCGUAUUCCCUGCCGAGUACUUCAAAUUCAUCCAAGACAGGCUCUACAACGAGACGUUCGACAUCGACCUAGCAGACCGGAUACAGUUCUCCAACCCCCUGUCGGUGGCGCGCCAGAUCGCCCAAAGGACGCUGCACCCCCUGGCGGCGGCCGAGCCCGAACGCUUCGACGCGCUGGAACGCGCAGGAUUCAAGGUCGAGCGCUUUGGCGACAUGCACCACCACCUCAACGAGCGGCAGGGAGGUCACUACGUCGACGUGGGCGCGUCGGCCAAGAUUGCCAAGGGUCUGAUCAAGAUCAAAUCCGACGCCCUCCCAGUCUGUUACACGCAGGAUGGCCUAAAGUUCAGCGACGGGAGCGAAUUGCACGCCGACGUGAUCGUCUACGCGACCGGCUUCGUGGGCAACAUCCGACAGACCGUGUACGAGACGCUGGGCGCCGAGGUGGCCGACCAGGUCGAGGACUUCUGGGGCCUGAACCACGAAGGGGAGCUGUUGGGGGCGUUCAAGCCGUCGGGACAUCCGAGACUGUGGUACAUCGGCGGCGGGUGUGGUCACUCGCGACACUACUCACGCUUCGUCGCGCUGCAGGUCAAGGCUGCCGUCCUGGGCACGCCGUUGCCUAUCUACAAGGACAGCAUCUCGUGCUGA